UUAACCACAUGUAAGCAACUACUCACUGUGAUCAUAUUAAAAGAAGGACGAUCGACAGACAUGGAAGUUGUAGCGGCACACCAACGUGGUGACCGGUUGGGAUACACUCAUCCAUUUAUUGUCAAUGGCAGAGACGUUGACCCUAUUGCUUUCAGAAUGAAAUGGCAGCAGUAUUUCCCACCACGCCAAGACUGGGUAACGUGUCGCCGUCAUCGUACUCCAGAAGCAGAUGCAGCCAGAAAUAUCAUCAAGGUUGUGAUAUCCAAUCGGAUACAAAGCUACAAAGAAAAAUACCACUCACAAUUCGAAAAAUCAGAGUUCAAUGAGACAGAGAAAAUAAGUACAGCGGAACAAAAAGUUCCAUUCGAAUCGAGAUCAAACAAUUUUCAUCCAGAAAUUUUGUUACCAAAAAUUAAGAAAAUCAAAUCGAGGUCAAAGAAUUCUGACAACAAGCUUAAGGGAAAGGUGACAACGAAAGGUCACACAAGGUCACUCUCAAGACAAAAAUCUGAAGUUAAAAGUAGGGCAAUCUCCUCGGACGUUUUAGAAAACGACGGAAAUAAACAUAAAAGAAAGAAAAAGACAAAGAAAUCAGCAACAAAGAAAGGCAAACGAUCAGCAAAGAAACAUAUAUCUAAGGGAGAAAAAUGUGAACUUCCCGAUACAAAUGACAUUUGUCGGAAAAGACCUACAGAAAACUUUCAUAGUCGUGAAUCAAAAAAACUUAAUUUCUCUAAACUGCCACGCCUUCCGAUUCCAGACACUUGGAAACGGCAAGGCAAGCCACAUCAUUUGGAGAAAGUGACACGCCUUCCUCUUCCUACGACGUGGAAGUGGUACGAUAAUCCAAAUCAGUUCAAGAAACGACAGCCUUCGACACCUGGACUAUCAUUGGCUAGCAGGCAGUCAUCUGACAUGGGAAGUAUCUCAUCCAACCAAUCAUGUGUUAACAAUUUAAGAUUCGAACCACGGUCAUCCUCAAUAUUAUAAUGCAUACAAUUUGUAAUUUGUAUUUUCUUUACUUUCGGAAAUCGUCGAGGAAUUUGGUGAACGAGUGAAUCAUUUGUUAAAAACAUAUAUGUAAUGGCAUUAAAAUAACGCUGUAUAAAACAUAUAGAGACGAAUUUUAUAAUCACAACGUUUACCACAAACUGAAAGAGGGAAGAAAGAUACUAGAGGGACAGUCAAACUCAUAAAUCGAAAAUAAACUGACAACGCCAUGACUUAAAAUGAAAAAGACUAACAGACUAACAAUAGUAGACAUGAAACAACAUAGAAAACUAAAGAAUAAACAACACGAACCCCGCCAAAAACUAGAGGUGAUCUCAGGUGCUCCGAAACGAUAAGCAGAUCCUGGUCCACAUGUGGCACCUUUCGUGUUGCUUAUGUUAUAACAAAUCCGGUUAAUAGUCUAAUUCGGUAGGUUACAUUCAUAAAAGGGAAGGGGAUUGUUGUUACGAAGUAAGGAACAUAUAUAUCCAAUAUCAUUUGUGAAACGAUUAUUCCAUAACGGUCAAUCAACUCGUGAUGGCGUCCGUAAAAUUUACGAAGGGAUAAUUUCAACUUCACCAAUUGGAACUCUUGCAUGGUUUGAUAGCUUCCUAGUGAGCAGCAACCCUCUAUUAAGAAAAUCAUGAUAGGAAAUCCAAGUACAUAGGACAAAAACUGCUAUUUUGAAGAUUUAACACGUUCAUUUAUAUCAAUAUCCUUAGGUAGGAUCUUUUAAAAAAAAGUCCAGGCAAGGAAAAUGAGAAGACUUCCAUUUAAACUGUUUACAUUUAUGAGUUUAAUUAUUCCGUCAAUAAAAGAGUCCCAAAAGGAAAUCUUUUUGUUGUGCCGAGGUAAAAAUCGAACAUCCAACUUUCCCCCCAGGACAAAGCGGCAUAACUCAAUAAUAUUAUCGCACUUAAAUUUAAUGAUUUACAAAUGAUAUUUACCUUUAGCCAAUUUAUUCAUGCAUUUAUAAAUAUGUUUGUUUAUGCUUUAUUUCUUAU
Molecule: messenger RNA, 1994 nt
Organism: Mytilus trossulus (common blue mussel)
Lineage: Eukaryota; Metazoa; Mollusca; Bivalvia; Mytilida; Mytilidae
Exons: 3
Coding region: 61-990 (309 amino acids)
Source: RefSeq, a predicted model, not a curated record